AUGUUCUCUAAGAUCGACGAUGAAUGUUGCGAGCCUGAGCUGCUUGCCAAGGUCUCAGUUCCUCUCUUCUGCUCGUCUCACCGGCACGCAAGGUCGUUUGUGGAAGAAACUUUCGUGGGUCGGCUUCGCUAUCAGCUCAAAUGUACUGAGUGCCACGAGACGUUUUCACGGAGAGUCAAGUUUCGAUACCUCUCUCUCUUCCUCGACUCGGGCAUCUUUGACGUCCAAGACUCGCUUUCCCACAUGUUCAGCUCAUCUUCGCGCAUCUCGGAUGCUGCCCUUGCAUGUCCGGCCUGCAACUCGACGAACAUCAUCAUGCUGCUCUCAGUCAACGGAAGCACUCGAGCCGCUGGUCAUCUCACUUUCUUGGUAUCCUCCAUCACCAUGUCAACAGGGGGCAGCAACGCGACGUAUCAGCUCUACGCAGUCAUCGUUCACGACAAGAGCAGCAAGCACAAGUAUGUUGUGUACGUGAAGAACAAAUCAAGCAGGUCAGUCAAAGAUCCUUGA
Molecule: messenger RNA, 510 nt
Organism: Guillardia theta CCMP2712
Lineage: Eukaryota; Cryptophyceae; Pyrenomonadales; Geminigeraceae
Exons: 7
Coding region: 1-510 (169 amino acids)
Source: RefSeq, a predicted model, not a curated record